AUGCCUGAGCUUUCUUCUUUUAACAUAAUUAGCCGUAUCAAAAGCUCUGGAAGGUCGCGAUUCAUCGAAAGAUUAAUUCCAGACGAAUCCAUAAAAUCAAUCUCCCAAGCACAAGAAUUUUUAUUGAAAAAUUCUGCUCAGGAUUCGCCACCACCAAAAUUAGAUGCCGUUCAUACUGCUCGUAUCACUUCUUUAGGGUCUCAUUUUGCGUAUAAUGUUCCGGAAGAAAGACCUGAAUACCAACCGUUAUUAACCUCUACUACAGCUAUUAGAGAUCUGCAACUUUCUAAGGAUAAAAAUUUCUUUGAUUUAGCAUGUGGUAAUAAAAUAUACUAUGAUGAUAAAAUUUUCCCGUAUAGUAUGUCGUAUUCUGGAUUUCAAUUUGGACAAUUUGCUGGCCAAUUAGGUGAUGGUAGAGUAUUAAAUUUAUUUGAUAUUCCAGAUAAUAAGGGUCGAUUCCAGACAUUACAAUUAAAAGGGAGUGGAAAAAGUCUCUUUUCUAGAUUUGCAGAUGGGAAAGCUGUCUUACGUUCAAGUAUUAGAGAAUUCAUAGUAAGUGAAUUCCUUCAUAAUAUAGGGGUACCAUCCACAAGAGUAUUACAAUUGACUUCAUUACCUGGGACCAAAGCUCUAAGAAAUGGAUUAGAGCCUUGUGCCGUUUUAUGUCGAUUUGCACCAAGUUGGAUACGUAUUGGAAAUUUUGAUACAUAUAGAUCAAAACCAGAUACAGCAAGCCUUGUAAAAUUGGCGAAUUUUUGUAUAGAUGAAGUUUUCCAAAAUGGUAAACCAUUCGCAAAAAAGGAACACGAUAUCAAUAUUUUUAACAUUGAUCGAUUCCCAGAUGAUGAAAAAAAUGUUGAAAAUCCAAAGAAUGAUGAAUCAUUAAAUUUAGAGACUCCACUAAGUAAAUAUGAUUUAUUAUUUAGACAUAUUGUUAAUUUAAAUGCAGUAUGUGUUGCAUAUUGGCAAACCUAUGGAUUUGUAAACGGAGUAUUAAAUACUGAUAAUACUUCAAUUAUGGGAAUCUCAUUAGAUUUUGGACCUUAUGGAUUUAUGGAUAUUUUCGAUCCAAGUUACACUUCCAAUCAUGAUGAUGUAAGUGGGAUGUAUUCACUAGGUAAUCAACCAACGGCAAUUUGGUGGAAUUUAGCACAAUUAGCCAAAUCCAUGGCAUUAUUAAUUGGGUCAGGUAAUAAAGAAAUUAUUGAUAUUAAACAAUUAAAUGAGGACCAAGAAAAAUUAUUAGUCAAUAGAGCAAAUAAAUUAAUUGGUUUAUGUGCAAAUGAAUAUAAAUAUCGAUUUACUAUUACAUAUGCAGAUUUAAUGGCGAAACGAUUAGGAAUUGAAUUGAAUAUCAGAAAUAGAAAUAUUUCUGAUUCUACUGCAGUUUAUGAAGAUGAUGAAACCGAAGGAAGCAUACAAGAGAGAGCUGAACGUGCAAAACUAUUUUGCGAUACAAUAGUGGAACCGUUAUUAAAUAUACUUAAAACUACCAAAAUUGAUUAUAAUGCAUUUUUUAUCAAUUUACAAAAUUGUGAAUUGAAAGGUAUUCCAGAUGAAAUUAAUAUUGCUACGGAUAUACAAAAAGAUGACAAUAAUUAUAUUAGUUGUUUUAUUACUACUAAACAGAAGGAUGAAUAUAUUGAGAAUCUUAAGAGGAAUGGAGUAAAUCAUGGUGAGACCAGAAGAAUGAACGAAAUUUUUGAAGAAAUUCAAGAAUGGAUAAUUGAAUAUAAAUUAUGGUUAACUUCUGGUCCAUUACCAAUUGAAAUUUCCAAAGAUUACAAUCCAUUAUUUAUUCCUCAUAAUUGGGUACUAGAAGAAGUAAUUAAUGAUAUUACAGUCAAACAAAAAGAUUUGCUAGAAAACAAUGAUAAUGACAAUAAUAUUAAUAAAUUGGAUCUUUCAUUAUUAAAGAAAUUAUCUAUAAUGUGUACCAAUCCAUUCGAUUCAAAUCAAUGGGAACCACAAUUAUGCACUGAUGCUAGCAAGAGAUGGCUUACAUACACUGGCUAUGAAAAGACUAUUGGGCGACUCAACACUCAAUCAACUUGUUCCAGUUAA
Messenger RNA from Maudiozyma saulgeensis, 2064 nucleotides. Lineage: Eukaryota; Fungi; Ascomycota; Saccharomycetes; Saccharomycetales; Saccharomycetaceae. The record is from the annotation of a GenBank genome assembly.